GUGGUUAGCGUAAUGUUCGGAACAAUACCAUGACAGUAGCAACGUGUUAUUUGCCUCGAAAACAGAUCGUUUAAGAGUGAUACCUCCAAUAAUGACUAAUCGAAAUGAUGACAUUAUCAACACAAUCAGUUCAAACGACCAACCGGAGUAUUUCGUCAAUCGGUCUGUUCCGGUACUGUUCACAUCUCGGCGGGGACUCCAGCUUAGGAAAUUCCAUUCUAUUUUGCACACAGGACAGGCAUGUUAUACGGUGCAAUUCUGUGACCUCGAGCGAUGGUCCAACCAUUUCAAGUUAUCCUCGGUCGGUCUAACACCGGAUAGCACCAAGAGCGAAUCCAUCACCGAUACGAAAGCAAAGUGCCUAAAGUUUGUGCGAGAAUCGCCUCAGAAUCAAUCCAAUCGGGAUUAUGGAUAGACAAACAGUUGAACCCAUCGAUGCAUGCAAAUUUCACCAU
Molecule: messenger RNA, 455 nt
Organism: Topomyia yanbarensis
Lineage: Eukaryota; Metazoa; Arthropoda; Insecta; Diptera; Culicidae
Exons: 2
Coding region: 92-415 (107 amino acids)
Source: RefSeq, a predicted model, not a curated record